This is a messenger RNA of Caenorhabditis auriculariae, 273 nucleotides long. The record is from the annotation of a GenBank genome assembly. NCBI's taxonomy places the organism in Eukaryota, Metazoa, Nematoda, Chromadorea, Rhabditida, Rhabditidae.
AUGACCUCGAGCCGGCACCGCACUGAUGUCCCCUCCCUCUCCCUCUCUCCUUCUCUCUCUCUCUCGACGAUAAUCGCCGACGACGAACGGAAAACGGAGCCACAUACAUCGAAGAGAAGAGAAGAGAGUCGGAGAGAAGCCGAGUCCAUUGUUGCUCUGCGUCUCUCCCCAAAGAAUGGUCCCUUCAACGUCUCUCGCCCUCCUACCACACGAUUCAGAGAGAGAACCCACCUCCUAUCUCUACUACUUCCCUACUAUGCCUGCGUCAUUUAG